AUACUUUCUAGAGCAACUCUGUGUUAUUGUUCAAGCAACAUUCAGAUGAUAUUUAGAAUUUAUCUACGACCGAGAAUUUUCUAAAUUACAAAAUUGAACGAAAAAUUGCAGCAAAAAAAUAAUUUACUAAAAUCCAGAAAAGAAUUUCACAACAAUUGGAAAUGUUACUGAGACUUGCAACACAAUUACCGGGCCGUUUAGCCAGCGGUUCUACCACAUUUUCGGCUUCUCUAAAACAAAGCUUACUCGUUCCACGUUUAGCAAAGCCCAGCAAUAAUAAUUUAUUGGUUCGCCAAUAUGCUCGUGGACCCAGGGAGCCACCAGUAACAGCUCGAGGUGAAGUUAGACGCGGUCCAACUUUAAAGGAAAAAUUAAUGGCACCACCAUCGGCAAAUGCAUAUUCCAUGGGCAAAGGUGCUGCAGCUGGUGCUGCUGGUGUUGGGCUGGGAGCAUUAUGUUAUUAUGGUUUAGGUCUUAGCAAAGAUGCCAGCAUACAGAAUAAUUCAAUUUUAUGGCCACAGUUUGUUAGAGAUCGCUUACACACAACCUAUGGAUAUUUUGGAGCAUCUUGCGUUCUAACUGCAUUGACGACAGCCGCUGUUUUCCGUUCUCCACGUCUUUUGGAAUUAACCACACGUAACGGUUGGCUGUCCACUUUGGCCACAUUUGCAUUAGUAAUUGGCACCGGUGCCAUGACACAAUCAAUUCCAUAUAAAGAGGGUAUUGGUGCUAAACAAUUGGCUUGGGCUUUUCAUUGUGCCGUUUUGGGUGCUGUUAUUGCACCAUUAUGUUUCCUUGGUGGUCCUUUAUUGACUCGGGCAGCUAUUUAUACCGGUGGCGUAGUUGGUGGUCUAUCGACUAUUGCUGUUUGUGCACCCAGUGAUAAAUUUUUAUAUAUGGGUGGUCCUUUAGCUAUUGGCCUAGGACUGGUAAUGGCUUCUUCUUUGGCAGGCAUGUGGUUACCACCUACAACAGCAUUGGGAGCUGGCUUAGCUUCAUUGUCUCUUUACGGCGGUUUAGUAUUAUUCAGUGGAUUUUUGCUUUAUGAUACACAACGUAUUGUACGCAAAGCUGAAGUACAUCCUCAGUAUGCUAUGACACCCUUUGAUCCUGUUAAUGCAUGCCUUUCCAUAUACAUGGACGCUUUAAACAUAUUCAUUCGAAUUGCUAUGAUUUUGUCAGGAGCCGGUGGAAAUCGCCGCAACUAAAUUAUCUAUAUUUAAUUAACAACAUGUGAUUUUUCGAUUAUAAACGAUUUAAAUAAAAUUAUUAGUUGUAUUUGUAGUUAUAUUUAAAAAAAACCAAAGAGUUGAAUAAAUUUAAAAUUCGCUUGAAA
This is a messenger RNA of Calliphora vicina (urban bluebottle blowfly), 1336 nucleotides long. RefSeq names its product growth hormone-inducible transmembrane protein. NCBI's taxonomy places the organism in Eukaryota, Metazoa, Arthropoda, Insecta, Diptera, Calliphoridae. Gene Ontology annotation, cellular component: mitochondrial inner membrane. The coding region runs from base 162 to 1208 and encodes 348 amino acids. The record is from RefSeq and is a predicted model, not a curated record. The transcript is spliced from 7 exons.